GUGAGAUCGAUCGAGGGAAACUAAGGCGGAUGGCGGUGGCGCUGACGAUAGACGACGGCGAUUCGCCGGAGAAGAUGAGGGAGAGGAUGAUAACAGAGAAUCCGGUCGUGGUCGUUAGCCUGAGAUCGUGCUGUAUGUGUCAUGCGAUGAAAACAUUGCUUUCAACGGUCGGCGUGAAAGCGGCGGUGAUUGAGUUGGAGGAGACGGAGGCGAGCUCCUCCGGCGGGUAUAUGCAGUCGGCGACAGCGCCGGCGGUUGGGAGUCCGGUGUUGUUCAUCGGCGGCGAGGUGGUCGGGGGGAUUGAGCGGCUUAUGGCGAUGCAUCUGAGCGGGCGGCUCGUGCCUAGGUUGCAGGAGGUUGGGGCCAGCUUUCAAAAAUAAUUAGAGGGAGAAAUUUGAAAAAAAAAAAUUAUUAUGUAAAUCUUU
Molecule: messenger RNA, 425 nt
Organism: Dendrobium catenatum
Lineage: Eukaryota; Viridiplantae; Streptophyta; Magnoliopsida; Asparagales; Orchidaceae
Product: glutaredoxin-C6-like
Exons: 1
Coding region: 30-380 (116 amino acids)
Source: RefSeq, a predicted model, not a curated record